CUUCAAUUGCUCAAAGAUAUAUUCACCAGCAGCGUCUCAUCCGGCAAUAUCUUGACAAAUUGAUAAUUAGCCCUGCCCACUGCCCUAGUAAGAGGCAGAGCUGAUACACAAUCGCCAAUCUUUACUCACACAGGCCCAAGCUGAGAUGGCAUUAACUUCAUCCACAACCACUAAUAGUAACAACAAACAUGCUUUUGAUCCAUUCACCACUCCAGACAAAGUAGAAAAGAAGGUCACUCCACAUCCAAAAUCAAUUAGAUCAAUCAAAUCAAACAAGUCAUCAAACUCAAAUGAGCCAAUUAACUCUUUAAAGCCAAAUGUGGAUUUGAAUAAGAUUACAAAAGCUGCUAAAAAUACCAAAAUCAAAAAAUCGAAAAAGACACUAAACCAAAACUAUCCUAACAAUAAUAACGCCGUUGAAAUUAACAAUAACAACAAUCAAAACGUAAUAACCUUUGAUGAAUUAAAUACUUCUAUGGCAACAAUAGCGUCCUCAAUUGCCUUUUCAAUGACUUCUUCUAAAAGUGACCGAGACCCAAAUUAUGAUAUUGAUGUUGAAUUGCCUGGCAAUGAUACAACCUUGACAAGUAUCAAUGAUAAUGUUCAGGUUGAUAAGAAAGUGAUCAUGUCUAAAAAUACAAUGAAAGAAGAAGCAGAAAUGGAUACAAAAGAAAUUGAAGAAAACAACAACAAAACCAAAAACAAAAUUGAUAAAAUGGAAAACGAAAAAAAAACUCAGCAAGCACUCAAGAAAAAACAAAAACAAAAAGAAAAACAAAAAUUUAUAUCUCCCGAUAAUGAGGUGACCCCAUCUUUGCAAAAUCUAAAUCUAUCAAAUUAUGAUAAAUUGAAAAUCGUAGGGAAUGAACUAUGUAACAUAACAAAUGAAUUUGAUCAUUUGGAUAAUGUGGAUCACAUUAAAAACUCAGAUAUAAUUGAUGUAAAAAGAAAUUUACUAAAUGAUCUACAAUCGCUUGAAAAUUCCGAUAAUGAUAAUGAUAUCAAUGGAAAAAAAAAUAAUGAUAAAAAUAAUAGUAACAAUAAUUAUGGUAAUAAUAAAAAUCAAAAGGAAAAUCAAGAUAAAAAUGAUAAUAACAAAAAUAAUAAAAAUAAUAAUGAUAUUAAUGAUAACAGUGAUAAUGGUAAUGAUAAUUCUUUUGAUAUUAAUAUUGAGGAAGAAAAUUCAAAUAUUAAUAACUUAUUAAAAAGGAAUAACAUAUUAUUUGAAGAUUUCAAAACAGCAUUGAAAAAUUCCAAUAAAUUUAUUAUUAAUACUGAAAAAAAUAAUGACCCAACAGAUAAUGAAUUGUUUGAAUUAUUUAAAAUAAAUCAAGACAAAAUACUAAAUGAUUAUAGAAAAUAUAAUGAUGAUGUAAUGGUAAAUUUAUUAAAUUCUUCAAUUAUAAGUAAAAGAUCAUCAUUAGAUAAAGAAAAUAAUAAUUACAAAAACAACAAAAAUGAAAUUGAAAAUGAAAUUGAAAUUGAAAAUGGAAUUGAAAAUAAAAAUGAAUUAAUUAAAUUCAAUUGGGAAAAAUUAGGAGCUGUUUAUGAUUAUAUCUUUGAAGAUUAUGAAAAGUCAAUGAAUGAAAUAAUUAAAAACUUUGAAAAAUUGGAUAAGAAGCGCAAUAAUUGGAUAGAUAGUGCAUUAUUUAUUGAUGAUCAAAGAGCAACAAAAAGAUUGCAAAUUCAACAAAAUUAUAUAAUUUUAAAAGAAAAUUACAUAACUCAUGUUAAAAAAAAUUUAAUCAAAUCAAUUAAAGUAAUAUCAAAAGUUAUUACAUCGUUAAAUAGUUAAUAUUUCUACCCUUGAAAAGAGAGAGAAAGAGAUUUUAUACAAGUGCUAUUUAAUAAUUAUGCUAUAUACACUGAUAAAAACAGUACAUAAAAAAAAAUGAAAAGU
This is a messenger RNA of Ascoidea rubescens DSM 1968, 1900 nucleotides long. RefSeq lists its product as uncharacterized. The transcript has a single exon. Bases 146 to 1795 code for a protein of 549 amino acids. The record is from RefSeq and is a predicted model, not a curated record. NCBI's taxonomy places the organism in Eukaryota, Fungi, Ascomycota, Saccharomycetes, Ascoideales, Ascoideaceae.